UAACACAUUCGCCGAUUCCAAGCUUUGCCGCGUUGUGGAAGGAAAACGCCAACUUUUAUCCGCUGGCAAACGCUGGUGCACGUUUUCGGAAUGAGCGACGAGCAGUUCGGCUGGGAUGGUUGAAGACGAUUGUUGAUCAUUCUUCAGAAGAUAUUGACGGCGGGGCAGCUCCAAACCCAAAAUGUUCAGCAACCAACCUGAAGAGUCUCCGCGAACUCCAAACCCAGCGGGUGCCAAAAGGUCCCUCUGGGAGGAGGUUUGUGCCGAGUUUGAAGCCGGGCUGCCUUGCCCCCCCAGCGGCGUCCGCAGCGCUUCGGAACCUUCCAAAGACAGCAGCACGUCGCACACUGCCAAGGCGUGGAUGGACGAGGAGGAGGAGGAGGAGAACUCGCUCCUGCUGGACCUGGACCCGCUCCUGCACCACCCCGCCCACGCCGGAUUCUCCGUCUUUGGGGUGGAGCCUCCCCUGAGCCACAAAAAAGGAAGUCAGCCUCCUUUUUGUCCGGAAGCGUUUCAGCAUCCGGUCACGCAGUACAUGGAGGAGAAGCUUUUCCCCGUGCUGGUGCCCGCGGUCGAGGCUGUUCUGAAGGAAGCCGAGAAGCAAGGCUGUUUGCAGAAGAAAGUCAUCACCUUUAACCCCAUCGACUUCCUGGUGGAGUGGCUGUACAAUCACAACCCCCGCAGGCAAGGUCAACCCCACCGACAAUUCAACAACAUCCCCUUCGUCCGAGCCUGGCUGAGCAUGCAUCCGAGGCCUCCGGUUCCGCUCUUUCUGCAGCUGAGCGACGAGCAGGCGGCGUUGAUCAUCCAGGCCUUCUGGAGGGGCUACAAGGUCAGGGCACAGCCGCACGUGCAGGAACUGCGCCAGUGGCAAAAGAACCUGCGGGAAACCCGCGACAUUCCCAAGGCCGUCUCGGAAUUCUGGACUCGGAUCGAGAAGCGAGUGGGGGCGGCCAUGGCCGAGACCACGGAAAGAACAGAAUCCGAGAAUUCCGACUCGUGCAUCUCCGUGCUGUCCCCGACGCCGCUGAGCACGGCUUUGCCCACGCCCGCGAUCACCCCGGACGGCGGAGAGCGCCCGGUGCCCGGCCUGCCCGCCGCGGAUGAGCAGACCUACACGGCGUCCGCGUCCAGGUCCUCAAUCACGCUGUCGCCAACUUAAAGGAGACUUGGGAGCUGUGUCAGAAAAGUUCCAGGACUGGCGUCACCCAACCCGGACUACCAGUUUACCCCUUCCGUGUGGGCCGGUCGAUUCGCCGGCAAGAGAUUCUGCCCCCAAGGUUUGUGGCAGCUUCACCGUCUCAGUGACCCGAGCAUCUGACAGUUCCUGGCCGAGGAGAACCUUCCUCGUCGAGCCGUUUAGAAGCAGCGGAUGACUUCAAGAGGCCUGUGGUGAUGAGUACUUUUUUUUUUUUUUUUGGUGGUGGUGGUGGUCCGGUUUGGGUUGGGGGAGGUCUGUGGGAGGGGGGUUAAAGGCUAACAAAAUAAGUGAAACUCCAGGGGGAAACUUGGAGUUUGGAUUUGAAAGGGAUCAUUUGCCACGUUAGUCCUGGGACUUUUCUGACAAACCUCACGCUGAACUCUUCUUGGAAAGGGCUCACAAUGUUCUUCACCUCAUGAAAUUACUCAUACAUCCAAUUUAUGACCUGCUGAGUCAUAUUUUCCAUUUCAGAGCUUUUUUUUUUUUUUGGGGGGGGGGGGGGGGAACAGCAAGUUGUGCAACAAGUGCUGAAACAUUGAACAUCUGGACCUUCCAACGCUUCGAGAAUGUUCAACCCAAAUUUUGGGCUCAUUGUGAAAUUUGACCCCAAAUCUUCCACGUUUUGGGAGUGGCGCAUGUUUUUCAAACGCAAAAUGGCCGACGAGCCAAAAACGGCUUCCUGAAGUCGGCAUCGACGUUAACAGCCGCGUUCAUUUUCGCGUCGCCGUUAAAAAUCUUGUCGGCAAUCGAACGCAGCCGAGCGGGAUUCACGCGCCGGCAUGCGCGGCUAAUCGUGCGAUCGCUUCCUUUGCGGGUCGCCGUGCGCUCGUUUUGUCGAGCAACGUUUUUUGUCCGUGGAAGAAGGGGGGGGGGGGAAUUCUUCCAUUGAGGCCAGGAAGCGAGAGCGAAGGGAAAGGGAGACGCCGCCGUGGACCUUCAGGAAAUGAGCCGACCGGGGAAGCAGCUGAUAAAGACAAACUUUUUUUUUUUUUUUUUUCCUCAUAUUUUUGGCAGCUCACGUUUUCCUUGCAUGAUAUGAAACGGCACGGUGUGGCCACUUUUAAUCUUUUUUUAAAUUACCAAACAGUAGACUUUUUGGCAGCCUUUCUGCUCCAAAACCAGAAGCCAUAUAUGCUUCCUCGUCAUAAUAAUAAUGUAGUCGUUUCUGUCGCCGUUGUUAGCAGCAAACAGCGUCAUGGCGAUAAUAAUUUUCCCCUCUCACGAAAGCGCUCUUGGAAACACUGAAAUGAUGGGGUUGUCAGAUUUUGCUUUUUAUCGUUGCAUGUUGAGUAAAGUUAUGUUUGUUUGUUUGUUUGUUU
This is a messenger RNA of Syngnathoides biaculeatus (alligator pipefish), 2520 nucleotides long. It is a transcript of the gene iqck, whose product is annotated as IQ motif containing K. The coding region runs from base 182 to 1162 and encodes 326 amino acids. NCBI's taxonomy places the organism in Eukaryota, Metazoa, Chordata, Actinopteri, Syngnathiformes, Syngnathidae. The transcript has 10 exons. Gene Ontology annotation, molecular function: protein binding. The record is from RefSeq and is a predicted model, not a curated record.